Molecule: messenger RNA, 2578 nt
Organism: Caenorhabditis angaria
Lineage: Eukaryota; Metazoa; Nematoda; Chromadorea; Rhabditida; Rhabditidae
Source: the annotation of a GenBank genome assembly
AUGAGCGAGAGUAGUAAAAAGAAUCCCGCUGAUAAUUUAAAGGUAGGUUGGUAUGCUCUCUGUGACUAACACGCUUUUUAUGUUGUCCAAUGCUUUAUGAAACGAUAAUUAUUGUGAAAUUUUCAGGAAGCGUUUCAAAAACUCUCCAACGAGGUCAAACAGCUAGGAAUGGUUUUAGGAGUGAAAGAAGGUGAACAAGGACAAGUUAGUCAACCGGAGCCACCGAAAAAUGAGUUUGCUGUAAGUUAAAUUUUCAUUGAAUCUCAAAGAAAUUGGUAUUUUUAGAAAGAUAUGACACAAGAAGAGAAACAAAAACAACGCGCAGCCAAAGCUGCUGAAAAGAAAGCAAGAGCAGAAGCGGCUGCAGCCAAAAAAGCGGGAGGUGCUGCUGCUCCACAACAAAAUCAACAAAAAGCAAAGGAACCCGCUCCAAAGAAGGAACAAGUCGCUAAACCAGCUAAAGAACAAAAUCAACCAAAAUCUCAGCAACAACAACAAUCCGCGAAACCAAAAGAAGAGAAAAUCGUUAAUGAAAUCAAAAAUUUAACGAUUUCAAAGGAAAAAAGAGCCAAAAUCGGCUCUUAAAUCAACAAAAAAUCAAUCGAAUGGCGCACCAAAUCGUGAAGUUCAAUUCGAUCUUCAAUCCAAUACAACAAACGUAUUAAGGACAUCUGAAUCUGAAGAAGUUGUUGUAACUCCAGAUCCACCAAUUGUUCCAUUAGAAGAUGCUCAAUCGUUAGCAAAUAUUCAUCCAGCAUUUUUGACAUUAUAUUCGAGAUGUGAUAAAGAACUUAUUUUUGAUUUAGAACAACUUUGUCAAGAAUUCAUUAGAUCUUUCAAAUUGGUAAGUGGAUUUUUAUGAUUGCUGAAAAAAAAUAUUUUUUAAAUUUCAGUUUUUAUCGGGAUUUGCUUCACAUUCUGAGCCAUCAACGUUUUCAAAAGAGUUUGAUCAAGCAAUUCGCCCACAGUUAACAUAUUUAACACAUGGCGGACGUUGGCCACUUCCAUAUGCACUUGGAAAUAUUGUUCGACAAUUAAAAAGAGAAGUAUUAAAACUUGAUUCAACAUCACCAAUUUCUCAACAAAUCGAAGAUAUUCAUCAAUGGUUGGAAGAUGCUGAAUCUGUGAAUUUUGAAGAUGCUUAUAGAGGAAUUUUCGCGAGUAUUGAACCAAAACUUGCAAAAACAAAAUGUGUUUUGACUUAUGAUUGGUGUCCAGUUGUGAAUCAUGUUUUACUAGAAUCUGUGGAAAAACGACCAGAUCUUCGAGUUUGUUUUGUUGAUCCAGAAUUGAAUGGUCGAGCUGUGAAACAUGUUAAUAGUUUUGUUGAUAAAGGUUAUAAAUGCCAAUAUACUGAUUUGAAAUCUGUAGGAUAUGCGAUUAAACAAGUGAGUUUUUUGAUAUUUCUGACUUGGGGAAUAACCAUACAUAAAAUAGGUCCCUCGAGUCAGUUUUCAAAGUUAGGGUCCCUCCUUGAAAAUUUUCCAAAGUUAAACACCUUCCUCACAUUUUUGAGCGAAUUUUGGACAAAUCUGGGAAUUUUGGUAAAUUAUCAGCAGAAAAUUGGCCAAGUUAGGCACCCUUCCUUUCAGAUUUUUGAAAAAAGUUAAGCCCCUCACCCCGAUUCUGGGGACCCAUUUUAUGUAUGGGAAUAACAUCGAAAUGAAAGUAUUUGAAAAAAAAAUUAAAUAGGGAAAAAUUGACGUGGACUAGUUACAACGUUCUAACGUACGUUUUUUUGUGAAAAAUGUUUUUUUUUUAAUUUUUCAUUUACAGUUUUUGAGGAAUGACGAAAAUUUAGUAUUUUUCUCGAAAAUUUGUCAGUUUUUCUCUAACUCUAAAAUAAAAUUGUAAGAAAAUUUCGGAAAUUUUCUAUUAGCCACUAUUUUCUGAAAAUCUCUCACCUGGAAUUUCAGGUCUUGGGUGAAAAAUUUUAUAUCCCAAAUAAUUUAGAAUAAAGGGGGAAUCCUUCAACAUUUCAAAAUAAAUUCAAAAAUCGGAAAUUCUAACAUUUUUCCAUAUAAAACCCCUCUAUCCAAACGCCAACUUUUAAUUUUACAGUGUUCAAUGAUAGUUCUUGGAUGUUCAGCAAUCUUAUCAAAUGGUUGUGUGGCGACAACAAAAGGAUCGAUACAAAUCGCUCUAACAGCCAAGGCAUACAACGUGCCAGUCCUUGUAGUCUCGCAAUAUUUCAAAUUCGUUGAUAAGGUAACUAAUUGGUUCGAUUUGGGAAGAGAAACCUUCUUUGCACAUGUUUGAAUCACAUGGUUGAUAAGAUUAUUAUCGCGCGCGCACGGUUUUGAAUUCCAACAAAAUUGUUCUUUGUUGAUGAAUGUGAAAGAAGGAACAAUUUUGUUUGUUUCGAUGGUUUCGAGAAUUUGACCUUGAAAUUGGACCAUUCAGAUCAAACUAUUAUUUUUUGCAGGUCCAAUCAUACACUCGAAUGGCUUUACUUGGACGUGAAAAUAUCGAACUUCUUCCCUCAACUUUGGUCACCGCAAUUGUAACUGAUAUUCGAAUUCUUGCGCCAACCGCAGCUCCAGCAGUUUUGAAAGCAAAAGCAUUAGAUUUGGAUUAA